AUGAUUGCAGCAAAGAAAGUCUCGGAGAAACUGGUGAUUGCCGGAGAACUGACUGCCGAUGAAGCUCGGGAGCGCCUUGAUUGCCGGAGAAGUUCGAAAGCUCAGAGAGAAUUUGAGAAGAACUUUACAUCUUUCAAAGGGAUAAAGGAGAAUCUUGUGAUGACUCAGCAGCAAGAGGAGACGAACCGACCGGGGCAUUUUGGACCUUUUAGGUCCACCGACUUGGGCAUUUCGGGUACUUCAAGUGACACUGAGUCAAAUAUCCCUAAAGCUGCCGAUGGCAACCUCCACCAACACCGCCAUCGCUAUUUCCCGGGCACAACCGUUAAGCUGCUAGACAGAGUAUGGACCACGGAGAGAAGCCAAUUGGACUCGCUGGCUGCAGGCCUACUACUUCAAGAAUUUCCGGUGUCUAAGGUCUGUGGGAGAGUCGUAGGUGGCGACGUUGUCACGGUGGUGGCGGGGUUCCAUGGCCGAGCUCUCCGUCGGGGAUCGCGGUUGGUUCUGGGGAAUUUGGGGAUAAAACAUUACUUCUCUUCACCAUAUCAUCCUCAAUCCAAUGGCCAAGUUGAAGCGAUCAACAAGAUAAUCAAGAACGGUUUGAAAACCCGACUUGAUGCCGCAAAAGGGACCUGGCCGGAAGAAUUGCCAAAUGUGUUAUGGGCCUACAGAACGACAGUUUGGCAUGCAACCGGGGAAACACCUUUCUCCUUAACGUACGGGUCAGAAGCUAUUGUCUCUGUUGAACUCGGAUCCCCGACAUACUGA
Molecule: messenger RNA, 768 nt
Organism: Striga asiatica
Lineage: Eukaryota; Viridiplantae; Streptophyta; Magnoliopsida; Lamiales; Orobanchaceae
Source: the annotation of a GenBank genome assembly